AUGUCCAACACAACCCCAGACACCCUCCUAAAACUCGCCUCUGAACUCUCCGCGCUAGGAACUACCCUCUCAGCCGCAGGCACCAAACUCGCAGCCGCAGCUGCAUGUCUGGAGCAAGAAGCAGCAAACAUUGCUCUUGCUAACGCACAAAAGUGGGGGGUGGAUGUUCAGGUUGCGGUUAGGGCGGGACCGGGAGUGUAUACUGCACAGGGAAAGGGGGAGGGACAUGAAGUUGUUGUUAAUGGGGUUAAGAAGUGA
This is a messenger RNA of Bipolaris victoriae FI3, 258 nucleotides long. RefSeq lists its product as hypothetical. Bases 1 to 258 code for a protein of 85 amino acids. The record is from RefSeq and is a predicted model, not a curated record. NCBI's taxonomy places the organism in Eukaryota, Fungi, Ascomycota, Dothideomycetes, Pleosporales, Pleosporaceae. The transcript has 2 exons.